Hemicordylus capensis (graceful crag lizard) is the source of this 2963-nucleotide messenger RNA. It is a transcript of the gene GATM, whose product is annotated as glycine amidinotransferase. Gene Ontology annotation, molecular function: amidinotransferase activity. Gene Ontology annotation, biological process: creatine biosynthetic process. Bases 119 to 1426 code for a protein of 435 amino acids. Gene Ontology annotation, cellular component: mitochondrion. The transcript is spliced from 9 exons. NCBI's taxonomy places the organism in Eukaryota, Metazoa, Chordata, Lepidosauria, Squamata, Cordylidae. The record is from RefSeq and is a predicted model, not a curated record.
GCGGGGCAGGGCUGUGGGCGGCUGCAGGGUUAUUACUACUACUCCGGGCGCUCCGGGAGGGACUUGAGCGGCGCCUCAUUCCUGAAGCCAGCCAGAGUCCGGCGAGAGAGCGGCGGCGAUGCUGCGCGUGCGGUGCUUGCGAGGGGGCAGCCGGGGGGCCGAAGCCGUGCAUUACAUCGGGUCCAGGCUUGGGAGAGUCUUCACCGGGUGGGUGCAGCGAACUUUCCAGAGCACCCAUGCAGCUGCAGCCUCCCAGACCGCCUGUGUUGCUGCUGAUGAAAAUAACAAAGUUCCCGACCCUGUUCUCGAAGAUUGCCCUGUCUGCUCAUACAAUGAAUGGGACCCACUUGAAGAGGUCAUUGUGGGGAGAGCUGAAAAUGCCUGUGUUCCUCCUUUUUCUGUUGAGGUCAAGGCCAAUACCUAUGAGAAGUACUGGGGCUUUUAUCAGAAGUUUGGAGGCCAGAGUUUCCCCAGGGAGCAUGUGAAGAAAGCAAUUGUGGAAAUUGAAGAGAUGUGCAAUAUUUUGAAAAUGGAGGGGGUGGUUGUGAAGAGGCCCGAGCCUCUCGAUUGGUCAGCCAAGUACAAGACGCCUGACUUUGAGUCCACUGGGAUGUAUGCUGCCAUGCCUAGAGACAUUUUACUGGUGAUUGGAAACGAGAUCAUUGAAGCACCAAUGGCUUGGCGUGCCCGUUUCUUUGAAUACAGGGCCUACAGGCCUGUCAUCAAGGAGUACUUCCGCCGUGGGGCCAAAUGGACGACAGCACCAAAGCCCACAAUGGCUGAUGAGCUUUACGACCAGGACUACCCCAUCCGCACUGUGGAAGACAGACACAAGCUGGCCGCUCAGGGGAAAUUUGUCACCACCGAAUUUGAGCCCUGUUUUGAUGCUGCAGACUUCAUUAGAGCUGGAAGAGACAUCUUUGUGCAAAGGAGUCAGGUUACUAACUAUUUGGGGAUUGAAUGGAUGCGAAGACACCUCGCUCCCGAGUACAGAGUGCACACGAUCUCUUUUCGAGACCCGAACCCUAUGCACAUCGACGCCACAUUUAACAUCAUUGGACCUGGCCUCGUGCUCUCCAACCCAGAUCGUCCAUGCAAUGAGAUCGAACUAUUUAAGAAGGCAGGCUGGUCAGUGGUUCAUCCUCCAUUGCCUCUCAUCCCGGAUGACCAUCCGCUGUGGAUGUCUUCCAAAUGGCUCUCCAUGAAUGUCCUGAUGCUAGAUGAGAAGCGUGUGAUGGUGGAUGCCAAUGAAACAUCAAUCCAGAAGAUGUUUGAAAGUCUAGGUUCUCCAAUCUUAACAUCGAAGCUGUAUCCCUCAACAGUGCAGUGUGUGAACUGGCCCUUGAACUCAGCCAGAGUAACCACCCCUCUCAUCAGCAGCACAGGUCUUCUGGCUGGCUUUUUGAAAGACCAUUCUCAUACAUGAAACCUUCCUUCACUUCACUUCCAGGAUAUGCACGACAGGACAUCAUUUCUGGAGCUCCUAGAAUUGAGCCAGAGUCAUUAUGCAUCUACCUCUACUGAAAAUUCGAUCAAAAAGGCAGCUAGAAAUGUUAGACCUGAGUUUAACAUGAAUCGUUUCUUUCCAAUUGAGGAUGUGUGUGUUUGUGUGCAUGGGUACCACACUAUAAAAAAAGGUUAAGACAGAUUUAAAUACCCAGAUCUUACAUGGGCCCAGGUUCUUAUGCUUCUUUGUGUACAAUACUAUUUAGAUUAAUUUUUUUCUUUGGCGAAAAAAGAAAAAGCUUUAGCCUUAUGCAGAUGACUUCAUAGAGCCUUGCACAGAGGAGACACGGAAUCAUGGCCUCUUCAGCAUACCUGCCUUGCCUCUCGGCCUGUUUUUCCACCUAUAUUUGUCUGUGUCUAUGGUAUCAAAAUGUAAGCUAGGGAUGUGCACAAAUUUGGCUCAAAUUGAUUAAACUUGGGGCCGAUUCAAGCAAAUCUCCACUCUUCAGUAGUUUCAAACUCUAAUAGAUUCAAAUACAAUUUAAGUGAAAUUCGUGCCCAUCCCUAGCGUAAGCACAAUAACAGAAUGCUAGAGUUGGAAAUGACCUUGGCGGGUCCUCUAGUCCAGGGAUUCUCAACCUUGGGUCCCCAGAUGUUACUGGACUUCAGCUCCCAUAAUCCCCAGCCCCAAUGGCCUUUGAUUGGGGAUUAUGGGAGUUGAAGUCCAACAACAUCUGGGGACCCAAGGUUGAGAACCCAUGCUCUAGUCAAACUCCCUGCUCAGUACAGGACUCUGAUACAACGCGCCUGACAGAUGGCCCUGGAAAGAAAGAGAGCCUACAAGCCAGACUGUCUUAACACAGGAGUUCCCAACCCUGGGUCCCCAGAUGUUGUUGGACUACAACUCCCAUCAUCUCUAGCUACAAUAGCCUGCUGUAUACAGUCUUAAAGGGGUUCCCAACCUGUGAGCCUCCAGAUGUUGCUGAACUACAACUCCAAUCACUCCCAGCCACAUUGUGGCUGGGGGUGAUAGGAGUUGUAGUUCAGCAACACCUAGAAGACCACAGGUUGGGUACUCCUGGUCUAAACCACUGCUCUAUACAGUCACAUUUGCGUGGGGCUUCAGAGGAAUAUUAUCCAGUGUCUCCCGCCCCCGCCUUCUUUCUCCAAAUCUUAAAAGUCUGAAUUUAACUUCCUUGUUCCCAAAGCGUUGACUCUACAGCCCUGGUUUGAGAAGUAGUUUUAUUUCAGCAUAUCUGCCUCAUUGAACAGACUCUUCUUCUUUUCUUUUCUUUUUUUUUUGCUUUUUAAUUUUUUUCAUGUGUGCCAACAUGAUAUCUCAUGUUGUAAACUUGUUUACACGAUAUAAGAUUUCCUGUUUACAAUUAAGAAUAACCCUUAGCAGAAAUGCUAAUACUGGAAAUCUAACUAUAUGCCAAUGAUGUAAAUUAAAUUUUUAAUACUGAUGCCUUCAACAUGUAUUUUUAUGCUAAUAAAACACUUUUUGCUUUUGUGAA